Molecule: messenger RNA, 252 nt
Organism: Caenorhabditis briggsae
Lineage: Eukaryota; Metazoa; Nematoda; Chromadorea; Rhabditida; Rhabditidae
Exons: 2
Coding region: 1-252 (83 amino acids)
Source: RefSeq, a predicted model, not a curated record
AUGGUGAUCCCUGGAAACAUGCCCUCUGCUUUCCCUUUCUUUCUCACUUUCAAACUUGUUAGCUCAUGCUCGACUAGCUCAUUUUUUCAUAAAUCUUUAGGUAACCUUAAUUUUCGUUCAAAGUCGGUCACGAUGGCAAAGGGAAACAUCUUCGUAAGAUUCAAAAACUACAUUGUGGAGACAAUCAGUGAUACGUACCAUCACAUUCGCGAGCUACGUGCGGAAUGGAAUCGCCAACAAGGACGUGGUUAA